AUGGACAUAGACGCGUACUGGCUGCAGAGGAGACUGUCCAGACACUUUCCUGACGCUAUGGUGUCACAGGGCAAAUCCAGUGAAGUGUUACGGGCACUGUCCGAAGCAGCGGACGAACGAGACCUGGAGAACAGACUAGUGUUGUUGCUCGGCUAUGACUGCUUCAGUUUUGUGAAACUACUCAAUAAGUACAGAUACAUGAUUUUAUAUUGCACCAAGCUGGCUUCCUCUCAAUCGGAGAGCGAACGUGCUUCUAUAAGAGAGGAAAUGUCUAAACAACCACACCUGCAGAAGAUAUUGGCUCAGCUGGAGACUGGCAAGGGAGACGACGAGACGGCGCAGCAGUCCGAAGCGCCCCGCAAGCGUCACAAGGCGGACGGGGACGGGGACGGGGACGGCGCGGGGGCGGGGGGGCAGUUGCCGGGGGCGCGGCGCGCGCUGCCGCUGGAGGAGCUCGUGUUCGCGGCCGGCGCCCACUUCAUGGCCAACAAGCGGUGCCAGCUGCCGCCGGGCUCCUUCAGGAAGCAGAGGAAGGGUUAUGAGGAAGUACACGUGCCCGCGUUGAAACCGAAGCCGUUUGAAGAGAACGAAACAUUGAUACCGAUAGAGAAACUGCCCAAGUACGUGCAACCGGCCUUCGAGGGGUUCAAGACUCUGAACAGGAUACAGAGUCGAAUAUCAAAAGCCGCUCUAGAAUCUGACGAGAAUCUGCUAGUGUGCGCCCCGACCGGUGCGGGUAAGACUAACGUGGCCCUGCUCACUAUAAUGAGGGAGGUGGGCAAACAUGUCAACGACGACGGCACCGUCAACGUGAACGACUUCAAGAUGAUAUACGUGGCGCCGAUGCGGUCGCUAGUACAGGAGAUGGUGGGUAGUUUCAGUAAGCGUCUGUCCGCUUACAACAUGAAAGUGUCAGAGUUGACCGGUGAUCAUCAGCUGACCAGAGAACAGAUAGACGCUACACAACUGAUAGUGUGCACCCCGGAGAAGUGGGAUAUCAUCACCAGGAAAGGUGAGUCAUACAUAUUUUACACUAUAGACUUUAUUCAAUAG
Molecule: messenger RNA, 1053 nt
Organism: Diatraea saccharalis (sugarcane borer)
Lineage: Eukaryota; Metazoa; Arthropoda; Insecta; Lepidoptera; Crambidae
Source: the annotation of a GenBank genome assembly